This is a messenger RNA of Callorhinchus milii (elephant shark), 2485 nucleotides long. Its product is annotated as UBA_like_SF and PTH2 domain-containing protein. Gene Ontology annotation, cellular component: mitochondrion; cytosol. Lineage: Eukaryota; Metazoa; Chordata; Chondrichthyes; Chimaeriformes; Callorhinchidae. The record is from RefSeq and is a predicted model, not a curated record. Gene Ontology annotation, molecular function: peptidyl-tRNA hydrolase activity; protein binding. The transcript is spliced from 7 exons. Bases 713 to 1249 code for a protein of 178 amino acids.
UUAAUGUCUCAUCCAAAGGACGGCACCUCCGACAAUGCAGCGCUCUCCCAGUAUUCCAUUGGAAUAUCAUCUUAGAUUAUGUAAUUCAAAUCCCAAUGUGGGUCUUGAACCCAGAACCUUCUGACUCAGACGCAAGAGCGCCGUCACUUGAAUCAGGCUAACAACUAAAUACAAAUUUGUCCACGGUUGGGUUUUACUCGGAAGCCUUCAAACUGACCCCAUAAAUUCCAGUUUUCCCAGAAGCACUGAAGUGACCUGCAGCACCCAAGUAAGAUCAGUCACUCAGGUUUUAACCUGUACCGUCGCAGCCUCCUGCCGUGAGUGCUUCCUGCAGAGCAGGUGGGAUGGUAAUUGGGCUAAUCUGAAAACUGGGUUUGUGUUUCUCCUUUAUGGCCUUUCAAAUUCACCUUUGUUUCUUAUUUAUUUUACCUUUAUUUUCCUGAGGAAAUUAAGUGAGGUAGUGAAGUCCGGCCCGCACAAUGAAUACCUUUGGAUUUACAGCUUUUCUUUGAAACCUGACAUUAUGGAUUCAAUUUGGGUUCCAGUUGUAGUGUUAGAGUUUCUCUUUGUUGUAUUUGAAGGUGGGGCCCACCAAUGGCUGGGCAGGGUCAGGGCAUGAGGCAGGCUGAAGGUGACAGUGGUUAGGGAAAUAGGAGGAAGAGAUCACAGAGGUAGGAUUUUGCAAACCAAUGAAGAAACCCAAAGACUUGAGAUGACAGACACUCAGGUCUACCAGGAAGUAAACCCAGUCUUUCUGCAGCAAUUGGUGGACUUGGGAAUCCCGGAAAAGAAUGCCAGGGAGGCCCUUAUUGUCACUGAAAAUCAGUCCAGUGAUGCGGCUGCUCUUUAUUAUUUCAAUGAGGCCCAGAUGCCAACUGAGCAUUGCUCCCAGAGCUGCAAGAUGGUGUUUGUGGUGAACACAGAGUUGUGUAUGGGUGCUGGAAAGAUGGCAGCUCAGGUCGCUCACGCUGCGGUGGGGCUGUACCAGACGAUGACUGACGAGGCAGCCUUCUGGCGACUGAUGCUGAACAAGUGGGACGAGGAAGGGGCUAAGAAGAUUGUACUGAAGGGACGGAACUAUAAACACAUCCUUGAGUUACAAGAAAAGGCUGCCAGGCUGGGGCUGCCCCAAUACCUGGUUCAGGAUGCAGGUAGAACCCAGGUUGCAGCUGGAUCAUGCACUGUGCUGUCAAUCAUGGGUGAGGAGGUAAAUGUCAAUCAAGUGACUGGAGAUCUACAGCUCUUAUGAUGUAAAUGACUGAGGAAUCGCAGGAGGUUGUAAUGAAACAGCAGAGAUGUUUACCAUGUGCUGUACCCAGGCUCUGCAAAUAGAUAAACCAACUGCCAUUUUCCCAAGCAAUUUAAUUUCUGAUUCCUUGAGUUUUAGUACUUUUAUCCUCGGUUGGACAUUUUAGAAGCUCAAUCAGUAUAAUAUCUUUCCUAACUUGGUAUUUGAUCUGGGUGAGCCAUCACUAUUUGACUGGCUGUUAAACAGCAGCCUAUAUAGAAUGAAGGAGUCACAUCUGAGAAGACUGAGUUAUAUCUGCAGUCAAUAGUGCAGUCACUAGUGUCAGAUUAAUGGGCAGGCUGUCAUUCUGAAAGAUUGUUAAGAUCAACCGACCAUAUUUGUCAGUUAGACUUAAUUUAGUGGUGGAUGCACGAUAGUGAAUGGGUUGAGCGAUGGUGAGGGAUAAGCUGGGCCAAUAGAAAAGUCUGUCCCCACUUUUUUCCGCAAAGCCCUCUAAAAAUGUAGUUUCUGGCCCGCGGGCCUCGCGCUGUUUACCUGGCGUCACUGUGGAUAGGGCGGUUCUGGAUCCGCGAUGCGGUACAUGCGGGAAAUGGAUUUCACUCGGGAGACCUCGCUGUUGUGAUUGCAUGUCUGUGUGUGAGUGUCUGUGUUUCUCUGUGUUUGUAUGUGCCUCUUAUAUUUGUGUGUGUGGGUCUCUCAGUGUCCUCAUGUUUAGUUUUUAUCAAUAAAGUGAAAAAAUAUACAUUGGCAGUAAAAUGUACCUCAAUAGCAUCAAUGCCCCCCCACGAUUUUCCACGCACAACAAAAAUUUCCAAGCAAAACCCGCAAAUUUUCCGCUCAUUUUUGGGGCCAAAUAUUUCCGCCCUUUUCUAUUAGCCCAGGGAAUAGGAUAUAGAGGGGAGAGAGAUUUUCUUUCCUUCCAGUAAGUGCUCCAUGGUCCAAGCAAACAGUGCAGUAUCUAUCUGUAUAUUGAGGUGCUCUAUGAAUUAGUCAAUACCUGUGUGUUAUCUGAUCAGGUAUAAAGUCAUGAAAAUUCAUCCAUGACUCAUUGAGCAAAGUUGCCAGGACAUCUCCAGAAAUGCGCAGGACCCCAAAUUGGGAGGAAUGUUGCAUUAAACAGGUAAUAGUUAAUAAGAUUCAGUACAAAGGAGCAUGGUUAGGACUUAUUGUUUGAAAUUACAUGUUUAUUUUUGGGAGGAACUAUACUGCCAUGAAAUAAAGCACUCUGUUCUUUGA